This is a messenger RNA of Parascedosporium putredinis, 3111 nucleotides long. Lineage: Eukaryota; Fungi; Ascomycota; Sordariomycetes; Microascales; Microascaceae. The record is from the annotation of a GenBank genome assembly.
AUGUCGGCAUGGCAUGAGCUCUACAAACAUCGCCGGGGCUGGGCUCUCGAUGUCGCCCAAGAGUGCUCCCACAUGAAUGUCACAAUCCAGGAGCGGUACCAAGAGAUCGACGCUAUGGUCAAGUGUUUAGACGCCGCUGUUGCCAAUCUCGAAUUCUCCAUCAAGCAGAUCGAACCCAAGUACACCGAAUUGAAAAAGUGGGUGGAGCCGGCAUUGUCCGAACAUGAACAACUGGCAUCAAAUUGGGAAGCGUACCUUGGCCUGGCGCGAGCGGUCCCCGUCUCGCCGCAGAUGGUGAAAUUCAUGACAUCCAAGGAGGUCAAGCCAACACGAGCCAGUUUAGAGGAUCUCGUAGACCUCGACACCGCUAGGAAAGCAGGACGCUUAGCACCUACAUCCCUGAGAAAGUUUACCGGCAAGGCGGCGGAGCUCGAUAAAUCCGCCGCGCAAAUGUACCAGUCGCUGCAGCAGCUCGUGAACGAAUUUGAUGCGCUCGUUGGCCGUUCCGCCUUGUUACACAGUGGCGAAUCUGCUCAGUUGCAGCAGGAUAUUGAGGCCCUGGCGAAGAAGAUUGACUCUGACUACCAGCUCAUCCUAGAGUACACCCUUCCCAAAGGGAUCCUUACGAAGCGAACAAACGAGAUGAGCGACCUCGUUCAGUACGCCACCAAGUCCCGAAAUGCGAUCGCAGCUGAAUCUAUCCGACUUAUGCGUUCAAUCACGGAAGUUACGUCCUUACAUGCUAGCGUCAAGUCUCAGAUAACCGUACUCAACCAAGCCGAGGAGGAUAUGACGACCUUCGACUACCUGCGCCUCAUCUACCAACUCCCCUACAUGUACGCUUCGUUUGUCAUUGAGGCUGUCAGGCGCCGAGAAUGGUCUGACAAGGUCAAAUCCGACUCUUCGACGCUUGCGAACACCAUGGCGGUGUUCCAAGAUGAAGAGACCAAGAGACGGCGCAAAUGGCAAAAGAUGGUUGGGAGCACCUAUGGAAGGGACAAAUUUGACGCAACUACUUUGGGUCUUGAAGUCAAUCUUUUAGGAGAGGAGGAUGCAUGGCCUUCCAUGACGAAGCAAGACAUCGAAACCUUUAUCGAGAGCUUAAGGACCCAGAAUGCGGAGCCCACAAUCACCGAAGACGUCGUUAAACUUCUAAACGAGCUCAAAUCCCCGACCAGGCAGCAGUCUAAAAGGAUCAAAGCUUUCAAAAAUGGCAGUAUACACGAGGCCGCCCUUGACCUGAACUCGGAGAAGAAACGAGGCCAACUCAACGAAAAGGACCUCCUCGAGAAUAUGGAAGCACUCAAGCGGGAGUUUGUGGAUGAACGCAAGUCUUUGGAAUCAGAGAUCAAACGCCUUCAGGCUCGCCUCGAAGAUACUGAGGAUGAGAUGGAAAACUUUGGAGAGUCUAGAGAACACGAAAAGGCGUCGUUUGAUGAGAAGCUUCUCGAGCUCCAAGAUGAAAUCGAUCGCCUAGGGAAGGAAAAAGAGCGAGACCAAUGUGAGGCGCUUGAACGGCAAGUCAAAUCCUUACAGGAGGAGCUCGAAGAGGCUACUACCUCCGGAGAAAAGGCUAUCGCCUCGAACCAGGAGAGCCUUUUGGCCCUAGAGAACGUUUUACGCGAGCUAUCGCCACAGGCAGCUAUGCCAAAAUCAACAGAAGAUCUGAUCAAGACAGUUGUGGCGAUGGCCUCGGAAACGAUGGACAAGGUCAAGGACGCAGCGAAUCGUAUUGCAUCGCUCGUUCCUGAGCUUGAGCAGGCUCGAAGCAGCGCAGAGGCGCACCGUCUUGAAGCGAGUGAAGCAACGUCAAAACUAGCCUCCAAAGCAUCCGCAUUGUCUCAAGCACACGCGUCCUUGGAAGAGGAAAAGGUCAUUCGCCAAGAUGUAGAGUCCAAUCUUACCGACGCAAGACAACAAUUAGAAGAGCUGCGGAUCCAGAUUGCUGACGGCGAAACCGGGUCGGAGUCCCUUCGUAAAGCGCUCGAAGUCCAGGAACAAAAGGCUAGUCGACUCGUUGAAGAAUUAGCAGCUAAACAGUCUGAAACUGGCCGGGUGGAAGAAGAGCUACAUCAUUUCAAAGAGCGGCUGCAGGAAAGCCAAGCCCGGGCUCUUAGUCUGAAGCGACGGGCGGAUGCGCGGGGAGCGUGCCAAGGACUUGUCGCAGCGCAUCUAUACGCAAAACGACCGACUGUGUCGCCUCCUCGAAAGGCUUGGCUUCGCAGUGACGCGCGAAGGUUCGAGCAUGGCCGUUCAAAAAUACCACGUGCAGAGAGGGCAUCGCACAUGCAGAAUACGACCGAGCUCUCGGACCCCGCAUCUCCGUCGACUCGCCGCUCGAUUACUCUGCCAAUCAGCGCGUCUCCCGAUCCGACGCAGCUCGAGCUGCUCUAUUGGAUGAAUACUAAUGACGAAGAAGCAGAGCUCGAGAGAUACCAAGCAUUUAUGGAGAACCUGGGGACGUUCGACAUUGAUCUAUUUUCGGACACACUUUUCCGUCGCGUGAAGGAUAUGGAACACUUGGCGCGCAAGUUCCAGCGCGAUGCUCGAGCGUACAGGGAAAAGGCCCUGGUGUUGCAGCGCGAGGCCCACGAGAAGAUUGCGUACAAGAACUUCAAGGAAGGCGACCUAGCCCUGUUCCUCCCGACGCGAAACCAAAGCUCGGGGGCUUGGGCAUGCUUCAAUGAACGUGUUGUGGACCUCUCGCGAAGUGUCCAGGCCCAAGGGGACGCUGACUCGCUGACUGACGAAGGCAACGAUAACCCCUUCCAGCUGUCGGAUGGGCUUCGUUGGUACCUUUUGGACGCGCACGAGGACAAGCACGGCGCCCCGUCGACUCCAGGCCUCGGGAAGUCGACGGUCGCGGCGAACAAGGUGGAGGCCGUAGCGGACAUGCGGGCGAGAUCAGCAACCAAAGGAAAGGAUAAACAGCGGCUCAGCCAACACAGCAUAGAGGGGCACGAGCUCAAGGAAAACGUUGCCGUUUACGAUCGGGGCCGGAGGGCUACUGAAAGGCACGCCGUUAGCGAGCGAGACGAACUCACUUCGGGCCGCCGCGUCGGAGACGACCUCCGCCAAGAGUCCGCCCCAGGGCCAGCUCGUCACGAUUAG